Molecule: messenger RNA, 1269 nt
Organism: Hipposideros armiger (great roundleaf bat)
Lineage: Eukaryota; Metazoa; Chordata; Mammalia; Chiroptera; Hipposideridae
Exons: 2
Coding region: 226-1026 (266 amino acids)
Source: RefSeq, a predicted model, not a curated record
AGACCCUCAGCUCCCCAAAAUGAGGAGAAAAAGAAGAAAGCUUAUAAAAAAUGGAAAAUCUUGAAUCCCACAAUAUGUGAACCUCAGCCUGCUAAUCAAGCAUGCCAAGAAAAUGUAAAAGAUCUUGAAAAGGAAAUCAAAGGAGACACCGCAGAGGCUGUGUUUCAUCAAACUGGGGCAUUAGGGAAAUCUAAAGAAAAUGGAGAUGAGUGUACAUCUGCUUCUAUGAACGGAAAGCAGAAUUCCUCUUUUCUCCCUAAAGAUAAGAAAAAACCUGCAUCUAACAGUAAAAUAAGUAGGGAGAAGGAAAAUGAUGAUCCUCUUUUGUCUAUCUCUCAUCAACUAACAAAAGCCUCACCCGUGGUCAUGUUUAAUGACUGUGAAGAAUCAUCAUCAGGAAAAAUCACCCUGCAGGAUAUCCCAAACACACUAGAAGGCUUUAAGCCAGCAAAAGGCAAAAUUAUUACAGAAUUAAAAUGUGGGGCUUUCAAUGUGCACGUAGCAAUUAAGAAUAGAUUUUUCUGUAAAACAGGAAUGCAGUUCCCAACAAAAAAGAGAUGUCCAAAAUGUCGCCCAUGUUACUCUGUCAGACAUGUUCAAAGAUGCUACACUUCUAGAAGCUGCUCUUCUAAGUACAAGAAUGUAUUGAUAGAAGUAUUAAACUCUGAGGUGCCAUCUACAUAUGAAGGAGACAUGGCCAGAACUGAGAGUCCCUCACUAAAAGUAAGCAUUGUAGGAAAAGGAAUUCAAGUUAAAUGCACAAGUAAGAAACACAAUAUAAUAUUUAAUAUAACUUAUCCUAAAAGGAGGGGGAAAACAGCUACAUAUGGAAAAGUUUCCUCUAACCAUACCACUAAAGAAUGUUCCAGGUCUUCUGCACAGUCUAGUGUCAGGCUCCCUGAAAAGUGGCAGCUUGAAAACACGCAUCAGAGUUCAGAUUGUUUGCAUGUCUCUCCUCCUAUUGUGUUGGCUGCCCAGAAGGAGGAUAAUUUUGAUAGUUGUGGCUCCUCUGUGCUCAGCCCCUGAGAGGAAAGAUAAACCUGACACCCAAUCUUCAGUCUUAGAUGACUGUGAGGUAGGUUCUGCCAUCUCUCAACAGAAGGAUUUUCGAAUUAGUCAGAACACCCCCCAAAAGAAACAUUUCCCUGAAGCUGAGACUCUUCUCCAAAAUGACCUCCCUACUUCACAUGAUACUCUAAAGACCACAAGUUUAAGUGACAAAGACUUAAGCAAAAUGCCUUCUGAGGGUCCUAAGGAUGUAGAGAGAGA